This is a messenger RNA of Pteropus alecto (black flying fox), 2466 nucleotides long. It is a transcript of the gene TFAP4, whose product is annotated as transcription factor AP-4. The record is from RefSeq and is a predicted model, not a curated record. The coding region runs from base 293 to 1288 and encodes 331 amino acids. Gene Ontology annotation, cellular component: nucleus. The transcript is spliced from 9 exons. Lineage: Eukaryota; Metazoa; Chordata; Mammalia; Chiroptera; Pteropodidae. Gene Ontology annotation, biological process: regulation of transcription by RNA polymerase II. Gene Ontology annotation, molecular function: protein dimerization activity; RNA polymerase II cis-regulatory region sequence-specific DNA binding; DNA-binding transcription factor activity, RNA polymerase II-specific.
UGAUUCACUCUGGGGGGAGCCAUGUGCAGCCACCACUGCCGCCUUGGAUUCAACAUCUGGAGGCUGAAUUCCAGGAGGAGACAGAUUCCUGUAAGCAGAUGCCAACUUUGAAGGUCAAACUGAGCUAUGGAGCUACUUUAGGAGGAGGCUCAGAGGGUCUAACACUGCCCUGCACCCCCAGCAUUCUAAGAGAGAGCAGGGAUGUGUGUCAGUGCUGGCAUGCUCCCUCUCCUGCAGAAGAGGAAACUGAGGCUCAGAGAGCAGAGCCUUGCUGAGUGCUGUCUCACGGUAAAUGUUGCUGACUCUUCAAACAAGGGUUGUGCAGACCUCAAGCCCCAGUAGCCUCCAUGUUCUGUCAAGCCUUGCCAACAUUCCACUGACACCUGAGACUCAGCGGGACCAGGAGCGGCGCAUUCGGAGGGAGAUUGCCAACAGCAACGAGCGGAGGCGCAUGCAGAGCAUCAACGCGGGCUUUCAGUCCCUGAAGACCCUUAUCCCACAUACAGAUGGAGAGAAGCUUAGCAAGGCAGCCAUUCUCCAGCAGACGGCAGAAUACAUCUUCUCCCUGGAGCAGGAGAAGACCAGACUCUUGCAGCAGAAUACACAGCUCAAGCGCUUCAUCCAGGAGCUGAGUGGCUCGUCCCCCAAGCGGCGGCGGGCGGAGGACAAGGAUGAGGGCAUCGGCUCUCCAGACAUCUGGGAGGACGAAAAGGCGGAAGACCUACGGCGGGAGAUGAUUGAGCUGCGGCAGCAGCUGGACAAGGAACGCUCAGUUCGCAUGAUGCUGGAGGAGCAGGUGCGCUCACUAGAGGCCCACAUGUACCCGGAAAAGCUCAAGGUGAUCGCACAGCAGGUGCAGCUGCAGCAGCAGCAGGAACAGGUGCGGCUUCUGCACCAGGAGAAGCUGGAGAGGGAACAGCAGCACCUGCGGACCCAGCUCCUGCCACCUCCGGCCCCCACCCACCACCCCACAGUGAUUGUACCAGCCCCGCCACCCCCGCCCUCCCACCAUAUCAACGUCGUCACCAUGGGCCCCUCCUCGGUUAUCAACUCUGUUUCCACAUCCCGGCAAAAUCUGGACACUAUCGUGCAGGCGAUCCAGCACAUCGAGGGCACCCAGGAAAGGCAGGAGCAGGAGGAGGAGCAGCGGCGAGCAGUCAUCGUGAAGCCAGUCCGAAGCUGUCCAGAGGCCCAGGCCUCCGACACCGCCUCUGAUUCAGAGGCCUCAGACAGCGAUGCCAUGGACCAGAGCCGGGAGGAGCCGGUGGGGAUUGGGGGGCUUCCCUGACCACCCCCCAGCCCCCCUCUCCCUUCUGGGGGCUGGAGGGGGCCGGGGCAGCAACAGGGAGUACAUGCAGGCCAGCAAGUGAGGAAUUUUUACAAAAUUAUGACGUCAUUUGGGUCUCUUUUAUGACCUCUUUUUCAAUACUGUAAAUCAAUCUUUGAGCGAAGUCCACCCUACCUGAGGUCCCAGGGGCUGGGGUGGUGGGAGUGUGUGGGAGCACCGGGACACCUGGGGCUGGGCCUCGCCCGGGAGGCUGAGGGAGCUGACACUGAGGUGCCUGGCCUCUCUCCGCCAAAAAGCGUUUCUUCAUUUAAACAUUUUUAAGAACAGGGAAAAUCAAACAAAACCCCAACAUAUUUCUGCCUUCCCCAGAGCCCGCCCUGUGACUGUCAAGUUUUUAACUUUCCCCUUCCCUCCUCGUUUUGGUUUUCUUCUUUCUCCUUUAAGCACUUACAUGGGUUGGGGUCUGGCUGGGUCAGGACUCUGGGGGUUUGGGGUUGAAGUUGCUUCUAGGUUGGGGUUUGCUGCUGCCCUUCUGCCCUACCCUGCCCUGCCAGCCCCAUCUCAGCACUAGGAUUCACCACUCUCCACCACCAGCCAGUCCCCACCUUUCCCUCCAGGUUUCCCAUCUUCAACCCCCCAAAUGUCUUUGUCUCUUUCUUUUUGUUUGUUGUUGGAUUUUUUGGUUUUGUUUUGUUUUGUUUUGUUUUUUACAAUUUUGAGGUCUUUGUGUUCAUGGAGAGCUAUUAUAUUUUGUUAAGAAAGUGGGGGGGUGGGGAACCAAGAGGCCACCGUGCCUUUAUAAAGAAACAAAAUAAAGUUUGUACUUUGUUUUUUAGAUUCUGUUUCUCCUGGUGCUUGCUGUCCUGAGUUGCUGGGGAAGGCUUCCUGGACUAGAGUAUGGGAUGCUAUUUGGGCCCACCAGAGGGGACUGGAUGUGAGUGAGCAUGAUGACUCCCCCAACUUGUGUGUGGUGUUGCAGUGAGAAAUCGGGGUCCUCACAUUGCCUGAGAUUACUCUGGAUAUUUUGCAAAGAUGGGAGAUGGUAUUGGGGUUGGGAAGAGUGGCCCCCAACUCCUUUGUAUGGGGGCAAAGAGAGAAUGGACACCAAAGCCACAGGUUCCUGUCUUCUAGAGAAUGGACACAAAUUUCAGGGAUCCUGGUAGAUCCCUUAGCUUUGC